AUGAAGUUCGCUACCGCUUUCAGCCUUUCUGUUCUGGCGACGUUUGUCGCUGCUGCAGAGCCUGCUCAGACAUGCUCCUCGCUUGAAGUCCGCAGGGAAUGGCGUACGUUCAGCAAGGCCGAGCGCAAGGGCUGGAUUGACGCUGUCAACUGCCUCAACAAAAAGCCUCGUAAUGGGAAGCUUCGCCCGCCAGUCGAUACUGCUAGCUACGCGGAUGCCAAGUUCCAUAUCGCGCCGCUCAACGAAAGCUCUACUUACUACGACGAUUUAGUCUAUAUUCAUAUGAACCUCAACCCUAUCAUUCACUGGACUGGACUAUUCUUACCAUGGCACCGUGCUUACCUGCACGAAUGGACCAACAUUCUCCGGAAAGAAUGCAGCUAUCAAGGAGUAGUGCCAUACUGGGCAUGGGAAAAAGGUGAGUCUGAGCACUGGUGGAGUGGUGGCAUGGCGGCUUACAGGCUUCAUUCAGACGCCGAUGACUUUUUGGGAAGCCCGCUGUGGGAUAAUGAUACAGAAUCUGGACUCGGAGGUUACAGCGAUGAUGCUAGCGACGACUAUACCAUUCAUACUGGAGCACUUGAUAUCGAAGUCGCAUACCCUGUCCCUCAUAAACUCCGCCGUCACUACAUCCCCGAACCCUUCAGCCCGGGCGUCCUGGCGACUUCGACUUUCACGCCUGCCGAGGUUGAAAAGCUUCUCAAUCAACCGAUAGGUAAUUUCACACUAUUCCACGGUUAUCUCGAGCAGCUUGUUGGCAUGCACAGCGCGAUUCAUCUUAUGAUGGGAGGGGACAUGGGUACAAUCUGUCCUGCUGGCUCCUCCGGAACCAGCAACUGUCCAGUAGAACGUGCUGCCACAUUCUCAUCCAACGAGCCUAUCUUCCAUUUGCACCAUGGCAACGUCGACCGUCUCUGGUGGCUCUGGCAAGAGAAGAAUGCUGCUAACAAGUAUGCUUUCCAUGGAGGGUCUAUUCAGAAUACAUCUUCCCUGAACGAGUUCCCCAACGGACAGCCCCCCUGGUUGACCACGAGUGCCGUCCUUCCCGGAGGUGGACUGUGGCCCGAUUACACCAUUGAUCAGACCUUUGACACUCGCAGCUGGCCCUGGUGCUAUGUCUACGAGUAA
This is a messenger RNA of Rhizoctonia solani, 1128 nucleotides long. Its product is annotated as tyrosinase. The record is from RefSeq and is a predicted model, not a curated record. The transcript is spliced from 15 exons. The coding region runs from base 1 to 1128 and encodes 375 amino acids. NCBI's taxonomy places the organism in Eukaryota, Fungi, Basidiomycota, Agaricomycetes, Cantharellales, Ceratobasidiaceae. Gene Ontology annotation, molecular function: oxidoreductase activity.